Messenger RNA from Striga hermonthica, 1074 nucleotides. The record is from the annotation of a GenBank genome assembly. Lineage: Eukaryota; Viridiplantae; Streptophyta; Magnoliopsida; Lamiales; Orobanchaceae.
AUGGAAAAGGGCAAAGGCAAAGACCCCACGGAAAGGGUGACCGCUGCGUUUUGCAAUCUGGAAUUGGACAAUAAUUCUCACAAUUCAAAAUCGACCCGAAAUCCAUUAGGGUUUGCUUUUCAAUCUGAUUAUUUUACCUCAAACAGGGGAAAUUCGGCGCCCUGCUUGUUGAGCUUGUGUUUGGGGGUUGUGGGUAGCAAUCUGGAGGACAUUGUAGAUGAUUUGGCUGAGGUUUCCUACAGUUUCCCCUCGGAUAUUAAGAUGGUAUUGCUGGCAGUUGCCAGAAGAAGAAAGCUGCUGAACGAUGGCAUUAUCAUAGCCUUGGGUGAUAGCUCAUUCCAAAUACUAGAUAUAUCUGGUUCCGAUGUUUCAGAUUCUGGGCUUUGUCAUAUUGUGGAUAUUUGCCAAAACCUAAAAGCAGUGGAUAUAAGCCAGUGCACAAGACUUACGUCAACAGGGAUUUCUAAGCUUCUUCAACGCUGCCGUUCACUUGAGAUAUUGAGAUGGGGAGGUUGCCCUAGGAGCAGCUACACUGCCCGCAGAUGCUUGAGCCUCUUAAAGCCUGACCUCAAUGAUGUGGAAGGUGAAUCAUGGGAGGAGCUCGAUGAAGUGGAUUUCACGCACGGUGCUCAUUCUCUGCGCUGGGUCGUCUGGCCAAAUAUCGACAAGGAUUCACUGGAGACGCUGACCAUUGAAUGCCCGCGAAUAGUAGUCAACCCAAAGCCAUCCCUAUUGGGUUUCAAGGGCACCGAAGUUCCUCGAGAAGCAUUUUCUCAAUUUGCAUUGGAUGACUCGGUUGUUAAGGACAUUGAUCCAAAAACAUGGGCAGUGUCUGGGUUUAAUAACGCCAGGACAGCUCAUCUACGAGCCGCAAGUCCUGAUGAAUUAUCUGUGGCUGAAAAGUUCAGGUUAGCGUUUUUAGAUAGAGAUACUCGUUUAGCACCCAAGAGAGCAAAGAACGCGAGGCAACAUCAAAGGCGUGCAGAGAGGGAAUGGGUAAGAACAGAUGCAAGAGCGAAAGCAUUAGCGCUUGCUUCAAAAGCUACGAGGUCUGUUAACCUUAGGAAUGUUUGA